Alternaria rosae is the source of this 1089-nucleotide messenger RNA. RefSeq lists its product as uncharacterized. Gene Ontology annotation, molecular function: metal ion transmembrane transporter activity. The record is from RefSeq and is a predicted model, not a curated record. Gene Ontology annotation, cellular component: membrane. Lineage: Eukaryota; Fungi; Ascomycota; Dothideomycetes; Pleosporales; Pleosporaceae. The transcript is spliced from 4 exons. Gene Ontology annotation, biological process: metal ion transport; transmembrane transport. The coding region runs from base 1 to 1089 and encodes 362 amino acids.
AUGCGGCUAUCGCCUGAAGCCGAGGCCUAUCGUCAACACAUACUCAACUACGCUGCACGUUCAUAUACUCGCACGCUUUUCUUUGGCUAUCAUUAUAGAUUUCUCGCCGAGCUGCUCCGAGCUGACGAGGCACAUCUACCCAAGCAACACAGUGACCUCGAGGCGUAUCAUCUUGGAUAUUUAUCUGUAGGGCACGCAUAUCUUAGCAACCUUCAAUUCGUCAUCGAGCAGGAUGUGUCCAUAACCAUUGAGUCAAAUGGGGACGGCUGGACUGACGUGGGAAGCAGAGACCUUUCCCAGAGCCGCACUUACCAUCAUUUCAUCGAAUAUAUGGCAGCCAAGACAGAGACAGGACGCCGAGACAUACGCUUAUUACCUGUACAUGUGCUGGGACAGGAGUCAAGGAUCAAAAAUCCAUGGCCACUGCCCUUCCCUGAUCCCGAUAACCCGCAAGCCACCGAUGAUUCGCUAUUUCAGACAGCGUACCAUCUACCAUCAGAGCUGCAUGUGAUGCUUGAUGAUCAUGAGAUUGCCGGGCAAGAUCCGCUAUACGCCCUCGCACCUAUACUCUUAUUCGCAGCUGCCUCAGAGAUUCAGCUACUAUCGACACUCCAAAAAUGGUACGACAUUAUCGCCUCGACCAAAUGGGAUCGAAAGUACUCAACCGAGCAUAUGGAACAACUCAUAAUGCACAAGCAUCUUUUGGAUGACCACGCCAGUCGACACGAAGAAGUUCUACGAUUCAUCAGCUCGCCAAAAUUAGCUCGAUGGGCAGCCAACCUCACACAAGACCAGAGCGAUGUAGCUCAGGAAGCCAAAGAUGCAGUCAAGGCCGACUACGAGUUUCUCCGAUCACGAUACCGCCAGCUUUCGCUGCAUUACCAGGAAGCGAUAACAAUACUCGUCAGCGCUACUUCGCUCGCAGAAUCGCAGAAACAGAUCACGCUGGCCACCCAGGUUACGAAGCUCACUAUACUUGCGACCAUCUUUCUUCCACUUUCGUAUUGCACUUCUAUAUUCGGCAUGAACUUUGUGGAACUAGAUCAUGGGAUGAGAGGCAAAGACUGUGGGGGUUUUGGGUUACGAUGA